GAGGAACGGUUAAAAAAUAUUGAAGAGGAACUAAAGGUGUUACAACCUCCACAAGAGAUAGUUGAUAUGGGAGCCGGAAGAGAAGCAUUUACUGAGUUAGAGGAUCGGAGUGAUAUACAGGAUAUGGAUAUCGACAUGUUAGGCGAAGAAGUAGAAGAAACUCUUCAAACUUCGUUACAUAUGGAACUGACUAGACUUCAGAUCACUCGACAUUAUUAUACUGAUGCUGUUCGUUUUAUUCACCAAAUAUACACUGCUAUCCCGAUGCUCUGUCAGCUUCUUGUUUUUAUGAUCAAAUCAGAGGUUUUGGAGGCUAUUGAUUUUUUUGUCACGGCCUACACAUAUAAGAUGGAAUUUGCCAGAGAAGGGCUAAAGAAAAUAUUACACUUGAUUUGGACUAAAGAUAAUAAUAAUAAGAGAAAGGGAAUUCAGAAACGAUUGAUCGAAAGCUAUCGUAAACUGCAUGCUUUUUGGAAUAAAACUAAAGCGUUGCAUCAACAUUUUAGCUUGACAUUCAAUGCGACCCUAGCCGAGUUAACGUCUUUAGAACAGCUUCUGACCGUAUCCAAAAAGGAGAUUCUAAAAACACAACGCCAUGGUGCUAUUAUUGUUUUAAGUAUGCUUGCGAAAGCAAAAAUGGAGAUUGUCCAGGAAAAGAUUGAUCUAUUGCUAAAAAUUGGACUAGGGUCUUUUGAAAAAGCCGAUUUUUCUCUUGCUAAAUACACUUGCAUUGUGUUGCAAUGUCUUGAUGGAAGUAAGACUAAAGUAAAAGGUUCGUUAAACAAUGAUUCGAUUCAGUUGCCCAUGUCCCAUCAAAUCUUUCAUCGAUUGAAACAGAUGAUUGAAAUUCAAACAACUUUGCAAGAAUGGUAA
This is a messenger RNA of Acaulospora morrowiae, 873 nucleotides long. NCBI's taxonomy places the organism in Eukaryota, Fungi, Glomeromycota, Glomeromycetes, Diversisporales, Acaulosporaceae. The record is from the annotation of a GenBank genome assembly.